Messenger RNA from Danio rerio (zebrafish), 633 nucleotides. RefSeq names its product twisted gastrulation BMP signaling modulator 1b (gene twsg1b). The record is from RefSeq and is marked validated. NCBI's taxonomy places the organism in Eukaryota, Metazoa, Chordata, Actinopteri, Cypriniformes, Danionidae. Gene Ontology annotation, cellular component: extracellular region.
AGAUAAGCAGUGUACAGUGGUGUACUUUGACGAGUGUGUGUCCAUCCGCCAGUGUAAGCAGUACUGUGAGUCUAUGGGGGGCUCCAAGUACCGCUGGUUCCACAACGCCUGCUGCCAGUGUAUCGGGCCCGAGUGUGUGGACUACGGCAGCAAGAGCGUCCGCUGCCUCAACUGCCUCUACUGACACACACUUUCCAUCCGGUGUGUGUGUGUGUGUGUGUGUGUGUGUUUCAGUGUUUCUGCUGGACUGUGUGUGUCCCUGCAGUGUGUCUCAUUACUGAUGGACUUUGCUGUAGUUGUGUGAGUGUGUGUGUGUGUGUGUGUGUGUGUGUGUCACAGGUGUCCCAGUUUCAGCACAAAGAGCUCAUUUAUGUCCAUCAGCGCUGACUGAAGCUUAUCCAGCACACACACACACACACACACACACACACACAGCAUUCUUCAUUGGUGUUGAACAGAGACUCGCAGGUUUGCAGGAUGGAGAAGUGAGCUGACCUGUCUGUAACAGUAGUGAACGCUUCAGUGACGAUGAUGAGGAUGAUGAUGGUUUGCUGAACUGGCUGAUGAAGAUCUUCCUGUAAAUAAUCCCUCACAGCCUCAAUAAAGGCUUCUCCAGCUUGAUCUUGCACAUGA